Fomitiporia mediterranea MF3/22 is the source of this 2647-nucleotide messenger RNA. Its product is annotated as DNA-binding protein. The transcript has 20 exons. Gene Ontology annotation, cellular component: nucleus. The record is from RefSeq and is a predicted model, not a curated record. Gene Ontology annotation, biological process: meiotic recombination checkpoint signaling; synaptonemal complex assembly. NCBI's taxonomy places the organism in Eukaryota, Fungi, Basidiomycota, Agaricomycetes, Hymenochaetales, Hymenochaetaceae. The coding region runs from base 1 to 2466 and encodes 821 amino acids.
AUGCAGGCUCAAUCAUUGCGCCAACAGGCACGUUCCUCCUCCCAGCAGAGUCUCGCCGUCAUCAAGACAUUACUUAGUGCCAGUUUCGGAUGUAUCGCUUACCUUCGCAAUCUACUUCCAGAUGAAAACUUCGGCGAGGCUCGGUUAACGUCGGGACUACGAGGCUCAAUGGCUUUCGAUUCACAAGAAACCUCUAUAAAUACGAACUCUAGACUCAUAAGUGGCGUCCGCGUGAAAACCGUGACUCGUGGAUAUUCGACAGAGGCGGAUAAACUACUUAAUUAUCUGGAACACGGGAUUUUUGACGCAAUUGAGCGACAAUACUUGAAGAGCUUUAUUUUCGCAAUAUACUUGGACAAUGCCGAUCCUAAUAACAUCGUGGAAUCCUACACCUAUAACUUAACUUACUAUACGGUACCAGGAACCUCAACCACAGUUCCUGUCAUGUCACUUGAUGAUCGUCUCAACGAUUUAUCCCUUAAUCCUUCUUCCAAGCUAAACGACUCAGACGCUGUUGCGAAAGCGAUAUCCAACGGGAAAGCGCCAACUCUUGGAGACGUCAAACAGAGCGUAAAAGAUUUGGUCAAGAAACUAAUUGUUGCAACGCAGUCAUUAGACCCAUUACCGAAACGUCGUUUUGCCACUUUCAAGCUAUUCUAUAGAGAAAAUACACCCCAGGAAUACGAGCCCCCUUAUUUUCGACCCGGAGACCCAGAGAAAGACAAGUUUGUCUUUACGACUCACGGAAGAUCCGAGGUACCGGAGAAAUUCAGUAUUGGCGCCAUCUCAACACCGUACCAUGGAAUCGAUUUGCAAGUGCAGUCUGUUGUGAAAUUUUUGCCAAAUGAUGCUAUCGAUGAAUCUCAAUAUCUGGGCAUCGAGGAAGUCACGAAGAAAGGUUUUGGGGCUCUUCAGAGAGCCACAGAUACAACUGGGCGGUCUCGACAGCUGGAAGAUCAACGGAAGGACGCAGAAGAGCGCAAGUUCGCCUGGAGCGCCGAAGACUCUAAAUUGACCAACGACGAUGCGGAUGGAGAAGCUGAUCCCGACUAUAUCAACGACUCGGGCAUCGGAUUCGGUGGCUUGCUUGGCUUGAGGAAAGCGGAUGGAAGUAUCGCUCCGAUUGAGCGCGAGGCUGACGAUGCAAUGGACAUCGACGAAUCCAGCGUGAAGUUCUUUGGAAAACCCGAUGUGACUCCAACCAAGCUUGGGCAGCUUGGGGCGAAGAGAAUAGAAACAGAAGACCUGGAGGCGACACAACAGCUUGAGUCGACUCAAGCGCGUUCUUUGAUGAGCACUGCUCCUGGGUAUCCGAACAGACCACACACUGCUCUGGAAACUCUUGGCAUUGCAACAGCCGACAGUCGGGGAAUCGAUACCCAAGCUCUAAAGGCAAUCUUCGAUCAAUCUGCUGCGGACAAGGAUGAAAUACUUGACAUCGAGACGCAAGUGGAGAACCACAUCGGCCGUGAUUAUACUAAAUCACACUCGCAGGACCAUGUUGAUGACAGUGCUCCUAAGACUCCUUUGUCCAGGGCGUCGGACGUUAGAGCUGCUACGGAAACCAUAAGUUGUGCUUGCGGACAUGAAGAUGAUGACGACGUAGUCUUCUGUGAGGCCUGCGGAAAGUGGCUUCAUAUUAGGUGCAUGGGUUAUCUUUCAGCCAAUGAUUCUCGACUCCCCCAGAAAUAUGUCUGCAUCCCGUGCCGCUUGCGAGGUGAUGUGAAAUUCGACCUGAUUAAGCACACGUUCCCUGAAAUCCUUGCUGCAUAUGAGGAACUGAUAAAUUUCCGUCGAGCCAUCAAAAUUGCAGAAGAGCAUAGCCCCGGGAGCCUGAAGGUCUUCCGGAAACUGUCUAAAUGCAAUGCCUCACUUGCCGAGCAACUAUGGAACCGGCUUGAACACGAAGGUGGGAACGACUUUGAAUCUCAUCAGGAUGCGAUAACGAGUAUGAUUUGCAUAGGCUUUAUAUCGCUUGAGGUAACGGAGACAGACAGUCUUGGGUUGCUAGAGACGCGUUCUCGCGGAACGCGUUCGACAGCUCGGAAGGUCAAAAGUGCGAAGCAGAUUCAGAAAUAUGUUUUCCACGCAGCAAGCAAGAAGACGGCUUUGUACCGGGAUUACUUUAGCCCUGAUAGCGAGGCGGAGAGGAGUAUUAUAAAGCUGGGCCGGGGAUCCAGGAGGGAGAAAACCGUGAAGAGGAAGGAGACUGCGCACGACGUGCCCUCUGAUGCACGACUACAUACACAAGUGAGGGGUGCACCCGAGGGGAACCCUGUUUCUACGGAAGACGCACAGGAUGCGCAACUGCAUGUGGAAACCCAAACUCAAGAUGACACGCAACUUCCACAGACUAUGGUUGUGGUGGACAUGAAGCGGCGCAGUGAACCGUCGUCAGACGCGAGGCAAACGAGCAAAAAGUUGAAGAUAUCGGUCGUAGAAGAGAAUGUCGAUAUCGAAGGAUAAUAGGUCGAACAGGAAAGGGAACCUGUGAUUCUGCACUAUCUCAGCGGCUGAUGUACAUCGACUUGACGAGUACUAUCUGGGGUACCACUAGUUCUGUGCUUUCACCCUCACACGUGUCUCUAGACUGCAUACAAACGGACUUUGACUGACCUGGGCCUGGUAAUCUUCUAUUUCUCCGCAC